Molecule: messenger RNA, 5907 nt
Organism: Lates calcarifer (barramundi perch)
Lineage: Eukaryota; Metazoa; Chordata; Actinopteri; Centropomidae
Gene: snapc4
Product: small nuclear RNA activating complex, polypeptide 4
Exons: 22
Coding region: 403-5550 (1715 amino acids)
Source: RefSeq, a predicted model, not a curated record
AAUUUAAAUCAUCCGGCGGAACCAAAGACGGCGGAACCGGAAGUGAAGUCAGGGGAAGAAAACAGAACGGUCCGGUUUGUUUUGUAGUUUGUGAAUGAAGAUAGACAGACAGUUAGACAGAGAGAGAGAGACAGGUGAGAGACAGGCAGGUGAAUGAAGCCCGUCUCUGUCGGUUUUGACCUGGGUCUCAGUCUGAACGGUGGGAGAUCGCGGGAGAAGUUUCCCCGCCGUACAGCCGCACAGCCUGCUGGGUAAUAUGCUAACGACAAAGCUGCGUUGAUUGGUGCUCCGCGGCGCGUGCAAGCAGAGAGUAGAGACACAGUAGAAACAGAAUAAAGACAAGCAGGUGAUUUACUGACCGAAGACAGAAAAACACGGGACGAGACGGAAGCUGCCGAAGACAUGUCUGUCUCUCUGUCAGAAGAGAGAGACAGGAUCCAGCGACAGGUGGAGGAGCUGGAAAAGAAUCUGUCUGUAACACACACUGAACUGGAGCUGCUGAGCAGUGAGACAGAUGAUGACUCAGGAAGUGAUGAUCAAGAGGAUGAGUCUGCAGCAGGUCUGUUGGCUCAGAGAGAGAAAAUCCAGAGACAGAUCCAGAACCUGGAGAAUGUCCUUGGACCACACAGUCCCAUCUGUAUAUCAGGUGACAGUGAGAGCAGCAGUGAUGAGAGUGAGUUGGGUUUGUCUCUAUCUGUGGACUCCUGUCUUCAGAUGAACCUGGUUUACCAGCAGGUCCUGCAGGAUACUCUGAACCAGCUGGAGACACUACUGACACACAACCACAGACAGCAGAUGGAGCUGGUGUCUCAGCUGUCUGGACCAAUCAAAGAGCCUCCCAGACAACAGCCCGCCUCCUCUUCCUACCAGCAGCCAAUCAACAUGUACCUGGGUCGCUUCCUGAAACCGUACUUCAAGGACAAACUGACAGGACUGGGUCCUCCGGCCAAUCAGGAGACAAAGGAGAAGGCGAGCAGGAUGACAGGAAGUCUGGACGACAAGAAGCUGAAAAUGAAACGAUGGGAGAGCUGGCAGAAAACUCUGUUGAUCCACUCGGUGUCCAGAGACAGUCUGAGGAGACUGAUCCAACCCAAACUGUCCAGGGUGGACUACCUGAGUCAGAAGCUGUCGUCAGCAGAGGAGACAGACAAGCAGCAGCUCAGGGAGCAGAUAGACAGUUUGGAGAGAGAGAUCGACCUGCUCAGAGGGAAGAAGGAGGAGGAGUUGAUUGGUGAUCGAUACGAAGAACAUGAUUGGCAGAAAAUCUCCAACAUUGACUUUGAAGGGACGAGGGAGGCGGAGGACAUCCGUUGUUUCUGGCAGAACUUUCUCCACCCAUCCAUCAAUAAGUCUCGGUGGAGUCAGGAGGAGGUGCAGCAGCUGAGGGAGGUUAGCCAGAGACACAAGGAGAGACACUGGGAGACCAUCGCUGAGGAGCUGGGGACAGGGAGGACAGCCUUCAUGUGUCUCCAGACGUUCCAGCGCUUUGUCUCGGAUUCGUUGAGACGCAGGACUUGGACUCCGGCUGAGGACGCUCUGCUCAGAGAGCUGGUCCACAGGAUGAGGAUCGGCAACUUCAUCCCCUACACACAAAUGAGUUACUUCAUGAAGGGGCGGGACCCCGCUCAGCUGAUCUACAGGUGGAACCAGGUUUUGGAUCCAAGCCUGAGGAAAGGUCCGUGGACCAAACAGGAAGACCAGCUCUUGCUGCAAGCUGUCUCCCGUCACGGGGAGAGGAGCUGGUGGAGGAUCAGGUUGGAGGUUCCUGGACGAUCAGACUCCGCCUGCAGAGACAGGUAUCAUGACUGUCUGAAGGCGGGAACAAAGCGAGGAGCGUUUGACCAACAGGAGAGAGCGCUGCUGCUAACACUGGUUCACAAACAUGGAGUCGGUCGCUGGGCAAAGAUCGCUGCUGAGAUCCCUCACCGUUACGACGCUCAGUGUCUCAGAGAGUGGAGGAAACUGAGCAGGACACUACCACCUGCUGCUCAGAACAAAGCUAGAAAACCACAAAGGAGUCGAGGAGGAGAAAAAAAUGCUUCCACUCCCAAGAGGAAGGCCAGGAGGAGAACAAAAAAAAUAAAAGAGGAGGAGAGCAGUGAGGAGGAGCAGGAGGACAUGGUGGUGGAGUACAUGGACAGUGAUGAAGACAAAAAGAAGAAAAAGAAGGAGGUAGUGGAAGAGAAGAGGACUGAGGAGGUGGAGCAGGAGGAGCAGGAGGAGCAGGAGGAGGAGAAGUACAUCAUCUCUCCCAUGACAGAGUGGAUUCCAGCAGAAAAGGCGCAAAGUUUCUCCUUCCUUAGCUUUCGUCCAGUGGAGCUACCGUCUUCUGGUGAAGGCCACAGCGGGCAUCCGGUCCGGUCGACCAUUCUGGGUAAGUCGGGCCGCUCCAUCAUCAUUGGACCAAAUCCCAGAGAGCUUCGGUGGGAGGAGCGCCACAGCUCCAGUGCCAUGAUGAUGGUGUCACCUGACCAGCUCCGAGCCCACCUGUACCGCAAGGCGCACAAGUCCAUUGACCAGAGUUCCCUCCAGACUGGCAAACAGAACCACCAGGCCCGAGUGAUGGACGCAGGGCUGGACUACGAGCUGUGGGCCGCAGUGACGCCGUGGAUCGGCAACUUGCUGAUCCCGGCAAAAAGCAGACUGACGACAGCAGACGCCCUGAGGGAGCAAGGAGAGAAAACCCAGCUCACCUCGACUUCGGUCUUCCUGCUCCUCCUGCAGACCAUGAACGUGGACACGAUGGGGUGCAAGGAGAUGAUAGAGCAGAGGAGGAACAAAGUGGUUUUACUGACGCCACCUCCAGAUCCUUCCCCUGUCCGGCCGAAGAAUCCAAAGACCAUUGCAGGCAUCCUGCAGCAGAGGAAGGUCAUGAAAGAGGAGCUGCAGGAGUUAGACUUGCAGCACAACCUGGUUCUGAAGCACAUUCAGGCCCUGAAGCAACAGCAACAAACACAGCAACUCAUAUUUGUGCAGCAACCACAGUUUCUUCCUCCUUGUCUCCCCCCAUCGAUGCCUUCUCAGAAUCAUCCCGGCGUUCUUCAGAUGCCUCCUAACAUGUUACUUCCUCAGGCUGUCUUUGUUCCUCAUCCUGUCCUCCAGCCUCACGCUGCCUCCAUCCAGUACAUAUCAUCCUCUUCUCCACCUCCACACAGACCUUCUCCUGUGGGGGGCGUCACCUCCUCAUUACACGCACCUCCUGCUCUUCACAGACUGAUUGUCCCUCCUGUCUCUGUGGUCCCGAUGCUCCAGAAUGCCACACCAACCAGCACCGCUUCAGUCUGCCCACUGCCUGCACCUGUGACUCAAACCCUCAAUGUGGUCCAGCCCCUGUCCUCUAACCAGGCACCUGUCAACCAGCAGGCUGUUCCCCUCAUGUUCACUACCCCCACCCCAGGCCCCAGCCAGGCCUGUCCCUUCCUCAAACCUCUCAGCUCCACUCUUAGUCUACCCAGAGAGAGGGGGCAGAAGGCAGCGGACGGUCAAGAGGCUGUUUGCAGCAAUCCGAGUGAGGUGGAUAUAGGUGGGGCAGGUACAGGUGUGGAGGGGGCAGGUGACAGAGUGACAGAGCAGGGACAGAGGAUUCAGAAGCCAAGUCAGAAGGCCAGCGCUCUGCAGGAAGCCACUGACUCCAAGGUGACUGAGUUUUUAGGAACUGACCAAUCUGAUCUGAUAAUCAUCCUGCUGCUGUUUUCAGAGGCUGAAGCUAAGAAGAAAGCUGCUCCAUCUCCACAAAGGAAAGCUCAGACCUCCCUGCUCCUUCCUCCUCAGCAGCUCUGCGCUCCUGCAGGAGUCUCUUCUUCCUCCUCUAGCAAAGCUGAAGCUCCUUCACCUGCACCUCCUCCAGCAGGAGAAACUACACCUCCUCUUCUUAGACAGAGUGAUCCUCCUGUCUUUGAGGACUUACCUCAGACUAGCACCACCUCCUCGCACACUGCAUCCUCCACAUCAAGUUUACCUGCUCCUUUUCACGGUGACCACGACUACACCCUUGUUAAUCCUUACUCCACCCUGACUCGACCAGGAACCACCCCCAAACAGCCAAACCCCACACACUGUAAAUCUUACUCCACCCCCAAUAGGACACCCAGAGGAAGGAAACGAGGGAGGGGGGAGGAGCAAGACCAGGUGACGAGUGGUCAGGGUGAGCAGUGUGUGGGUGGGACAGGUGACUCUGUGGGCGGGGCUGGCACAGGUGUGAUCCAGGAAGGAAAGAGAGUUCGGAAGCCGAGUCAGAAGGCCAGAGCGCUGCAGGAAACCUCUAAGGCCAAGGUUGAAGCCAAGAAGAAGAGAACUCCUUUUUCUCGGAAGACGCGCCCUCGUACCUCUCGGUCCAAAGAGGAAGUCGUCGUCCAAUCGGAGACUCCGCUCCCGGGGUUGCGUUUACUUCCCGGUCAGUCGAUGUGGGUCAUGACUCCUGGUGGUCUGGUCCAGCUGGCACAAGCCUCGUGUCAAGGCCUGCAGCUGGCAGUGGUCCCGAGCACCCCCAUCCCACCUCUACCUGAGAACACUGUAAGUCACCCACUGGCUCCUCCCCCACAGCAGCUCAUCUCUGGCAACUGGCGACUGGUUGCACCUCGGUCCCCUGCAGUAUGCGCCCCCUUAAAACUCCAUGGUCUGAAUCAGCCACACCCUCUUGCCGCCCUGCCCACCUGUCCAUCCAAGCCCCUCCCCCCAACCUUUGUCCUGCAACCUGUCCAAAACCCCGGCUCCUGUCCUCCCCAGCCUUCUCCCAGACUCUUGCCUCAUAAGAGCGUGGGCAGAGAGGACCCUGCAGAGCCCCCACCCCUCAGGAGGGAGGCGCUGCAGUUCGACCCCUCCCUGAUGUUCCUUGAGCCACAGGAGGAAGUGAGCGAGUGGCUGAGCGGGCGGGGAGGGGUGGUGGUACCCGGAGCGGGCAUCGCUCUGCCCUACCUGCCGCCCUCUGUCAGCAGUCUGAGCAUGCUCAGUGCGCUGCUCCAGGCUAAGAAGUCUCUGACCAGAUCAUCCCUGCAGCUGCUGUGUCGAGGCUCCGAACCCCGACACCCCCAAACCAGACCUGAAACCAGCACCGAGAAAACCUCCAGUCAGCCCCCACCAGACCUGCCAGACUCCACUUCUGAUCUCAGACCAGCAGGGGACCAACCAGGUAACUCUCAUCUGACAGUUCCCUCUGUCAGCUCUGACCUCCUGCAGGAGGAGGAGGAGGCAGAGCUUGUGGCAGCGGUGCGUCAGUUGGUAACAGAGCGUUUCUCAGGUAACCCCGCCUACCAGCUGCUGAAGGCCCGCUUCCUGUCCUGUUUCACUGUCCCUGCCCUCCUCGCCACCAUCCAGCCAAUCCCAGAGAAGACUGGGGCCCGCCCAGCCACUGAGGACGAGGAGGAGGAGGAGGAGGCGGCGAAAGACGAAGAUGAGGAGGAGGAGCUGGAGAAAAUCAAAGAGAGAGGCAGACAGAGGAGAGCAGAGAGAUCAGUGCUGACAUGUGAUGGGUCAGGACCUCCAGCCAAUCACUUCUCAGGAAUCAUCAACACCAACACACCCACCCCUGACCGGACUGGACCAGACCGGUAGAGACUGGAUCACCACUGUCCGAUAAAAAUCUGAGAGAAAGUCUUUAAAAUGUGUUGGAAUUUAAGAUCUGAUGGUGUCAGAGAGUGGACAGGUGACAGAGUUCAUAAAAAAGUAAAACCAUUAAAUACACCAUGUUACCUAAAAAAAUCUGAGGCUGGAAAUCUAUAAAAUGAUUGAUUAUUGUAAAAUGGUCAGCAGUGGAGAUGUGGUGCGUUCAGGAACCUCAGAGAAAUAAUGAAGUUGCACUAAAAUAUGUUUAUUGUUAUUUUGUUUAUUUUUAUUUUCAUUCAGUUUCUGUAAAGAUUCAACUGUUCUGAGGUGAUUAUUUUGUAAUAAACAGAGUUUGUGUGAAAUGAA